CUAAGAUGCCCGCUAGGCCCGUCAAUCCCCUAGCAGAGGUCAUUGACAAGGCCUCCCCAAAAUUGAAGCACAAGGAGGCAUCCCCCAAGCCUUUCUUAGCUGCAGCAUAUGCACCACACACAGUGCAGGGCAACAGCCUAGCAAAGUUAAAGCCUCCGAGGAAAGAGAAAAAAAGCCCCCUACGCCAGCUGCCGACCGCUGCCGACUCGUCCGGACGGCAAGCCAUCCCUCAUGAUGUGCUUCCUGCAAAUCUCUGUCCUACCCCUCCUCAAGACUUCAUUUUGCUCUAAACUUGCGCUAUCUGUCGAUCAUGGAUUUGACGGCCGCUGCAAGCCCGCGGCUUCCAAUUGCCGACACAUCCUGUACAAAAUAUUGGCAUUUGCGGAUACACGGACCCCUGAGGAGAGGGCUGGAUGUUUCCAUCCAAAGAUCGACCCUGCUGCUGGCUGGACCUGCUGACCGCAUUGAAAAUGGGGGUCCUGCUAUGUAACCCGCUGUAUCUAUCAGGUUCUCCCCGGUCACAUCAUGAUUGUCCUUUGCAAUUGCGGAGACAAGCAUCCAGCGGCCUUUGUUCAGGACCAGCCUAUUGACAUAGUGAUUGAGUUCUGGCUCUCCACUCUCUCAUGGAAAAGGAACAUCAGUCACCAACUUUUCGUGCUCUUACUUUCGGGCGCUCUUGGACCCCUGCACCCUGGCUGGGGUCGCCUCACUUGAAGGUCCAUCUCAUGCCACUUCUUCACGCCCAAAGGGGGUUUCCGUGUUGGCUCCUUCUUAUGUGACUUCGGGGCGGUGUCUGGUUGUCCCCAAGCCAAAUGGACGUGAAGGACCAAAGCUGUUGGUUCAGGCUGGUCCAACAACGCUUCUUGGAGCUAGAGUCACUGACAGAAUAGAAUUGGUCACAAGAGGUGAAGUAAAUUCUAACAAGAACCUCUCCCGUUUCUUCCGACAACAUCCCUACUGAAGAUCACGGACUUCUUAUCGGAAAAUUAAUCUACAUCUCUGAACCACCGCCUAUUUGUUGGGAAACACUGUAAUGCGCCCUUAAUCGACAUCUAGUUCAACACCGGGCAGAGAGGUUUAGCCACUUAUUGACAACUCCUAGGAUGCCCAGAAGGUGGACAAGCACGAUGUUGACCCUGGAAGAAUGGUCACACGGACGAUCAAGCGGUGCGCCCACACAGUUGUGUGAACCCAUGAGCAGCUGCCAACUCCGAUAAGACUCGGUAUCCCUUUCACCAUGUCGGCCAAGAUCGGGAUGAUGUGUCGGGCUCCAGCAUCAGCCAUGACACUCAGCAAACCUGAAUGGAAUUCCAAUGGACCCCGUCGCCAAAGCGGUGUCUUGCAUUUCGUGGAGCCAUAUCGUUGGCCUCUUCGAGAAGCCACUUCUAGCAUUCAGCUGGCUACAAGGUCAGCUCGAUCUGUCACCGACGAUCAACUUGCCUCCUGCUGGUUUACAACGUGGAAGUGUAUGUUGAAUCGAUCAGGAUGUUUCGAAUGUAACGAUUACCCCAGAGCUACUUGGACCACGGUCGUACAGCUCCAAAACCGCGAUUGAUAUAAGUCGCACUGUUUUCAUUGGACAUUUAGCAGUACUUGGUUACCCGCUCGAAACGGUCGGAACCCCAGGACCAUGUGUUGGCGGCACACCUCAAUGCCCCCGCCUUGCUGGCACAGACUUGGAAGUUGUCGAGACAUUUCGUAUUCUCAAAUCUUGCUUCGAUCCACGCCCUCUGUCUCUGCAAUUCGAUAUACAUAUUUCACAGCACUUGCCUUGCCAUGCUGAAGAUUCUCCAGACCGGUCUGUACGCCGUUCAGCCCACCAGGGACUACCUCGUACGGAUGUCCGCUGAACCAGCCUUCCUUAAGACCCAGGCUGAACAGUCUGAACCAGGCAUAUCCAAAAUCGCUCAAAUCGUCGGGCACACCAUGCACAGAGCCCACGGUCGUGAGUGUCUGGUUGACUGUUUUGGGGAUCUCUUCGUACUUUUUCCCCGGUAGGACUAAACUAAUAUGUCCAUGCGGAUCAAGAACCUUGAUAAUGUUCUGGUAACUACCCUUUUCACUAACGGCGUCGAAAGCGUAAAGGAGUUUCUGCCCGGCCGGAACAGCAGCACGGAUGCCCUCAACAAUAUGCUCGUCGCCUUUGCGGUAAUCAAUGACGGCGUCGCCCUUGGAUUUAUCGAUCAGGCCCUCGACAAAUUGGAUGCCCCGACCGGCAACGCAGAUGAUGGGGUGUAUCUUGGAGCGAACAAGGAGUUUCACUGCGAAGGCGCCCACGGCGGAAGCAGCACCAUAAACGACCACGCCGCCAGCGACAGCAUCUUUGCGGGCCUGAGACACAGUGACCCAUGGCUCCGGUAAGCCCAAGCGGCAAUAAAGCCCGACGGCGGCAGUCAUGGCAGCCAAGGGGAUGGUCGCCGCCUCUUCGAACGAGGUCUGCUUGGGAAGAUGGAACGUGGUCUUUUCCCAGGCGAUGGCAUAUUCGGCGAAGGAGCCGUGAGGCUUGCGCAUCUCAUGGAAGGCACCUACGCGGUCGCCGACCUUGAAUUCGGUGACAUUGGAGCCGAUUGCCUCGACAUAACCGGCAACGUCGUCGCCCGUGUUGAGUCCUGUGAUGCCUCUGACGAGGAUGGGAUAUUUCCAAUCCUUGGGGUUUGUACCAGAGACGACGACCUUGAUGAGGACCUGGUCGGGCUCUGGCUUGGGGAUGGGGAUGUCCUUGAUCUGGACAUCGAGCUGAUCUUCUCCCUUUUUGAAGACGUGGGCCGAUUUCAUGAUGGGCGAUGCGGUAGCACCAGUAGCCUUAUGCAAGAAUUUGUAAGCUGAUGGCCUGGGCCUGGAGAGUCGCAAGGCUACACUAGGAGAUUUUGGUGCCGAGGGAAGAAGUAAUCGCGGGUGGUAGCAGCGGUGCUGGUAGUAGUAGUAGUGGCUGCAGCGGCGGAAGUAGUGGUGGCUACGUUGGGAGAGCCUUUCGAAAGGAGCAGCAGUAGAGUAGAGGUACAGAAUCAUGGAGACAUG
This is a messenger RNA of Cladophialophora immunda, 3018 nucleotides long. RefSeq lists its product as uncharacterized. The transcript is spliced from 2 exons. The coding region runs from base 2449 to 2826 and encodes 125 amino acids. NCBI's taxonomy places the organism in Eukaryota, Fungi, Ascomycota, Eurotiomycetes, Chaetothyriales, Herpotrichiellaceae. The record is from RefSeq and is a predicted model, not a curated record.